Lachancea lanzarotensis is the source of this 951-nucleotide messenger RNA. It is a transcript of the gene INM1, whose product is annotated as LALA0S09e02410g1_1. The record is from RefSeq and is a predicted model, not a curated record. Gene Ontology annotation, biological process: signal transduction; inositol metabolic process; phosphatidylinositol phosphate biosynthetic process. The coding region runs from base 1 to 951 and encodes 316 amino acids. Gene Ontology annotation, molecular function: inositol monophosphate 1-phosphatase activity. The transcript has a single exon. Lineage: Eukaryota; Fungi; Ascomycota; Saccharomycetes; Saccharomycetales; Saccharomycetaceae.
AUGUUCAUUAUAGCGAGAAACUUGAAGAACUUCAACCAAGACCACCAUCAUAAACGAUCAAUGACCAUCAAUCAAGCAGAGCUGCUGUCUAUUGAACAAUUUUUAAGUACUUUGGCUCGGGACCAAGUUGGCCCUAUCAUCAAGUCCAAGUCCGGAACUCAACACUCUUAUGAUGCUAAAAGUGGAGCAAGAGCUGUAGACAUCGUUACUGAGAUCGAUAAACAAGUUGAGAAACUAAUCUGGACUGCUGUAAAGGAAAAAUAUCCAACCUUUAAGUUUGUAGGCGAAGAAAGCUAUGUUCCUGGGAAAACGGCUAUCACAGACGAUCCAACCUUUAUUAUAGAUCCAAUUGACGGAACGACAAAUUUUGUUCAUGACUUUCCCUUCAGUUGCACUUCGUUGGGACUAACAAUUAACAAAGUGCCUGUCGUUGGCGUUAUUUACAAUCCACAUCUGGAUCUUUUGAUAUCUGCUUCGGAAAACAAUGGUGUUCGAGUAAACGGAAUUGAUUUCGACUUCAAGGCAAAAAUACAGUCCAUGGGACCGUUAAAAUUAUCCAAGUCCGUAGUUGCUCUUCAACCUGGCUCAGCGCGCGAAGGGCCAAACUUUAAGACCAAAAUACGGACAUAUGAGAAUUUAUUGUCGUGUGAUGGGGGAUUUGUCCACGGAUUCCGCAAUCUGGGAUCCAGUGCAAUGACAAUGGCCUAUAUCUGUCUGGGGUAUCUCGAUAGCUACUGGGACGGUGGCUGCUAUGCCUGGGAUGUUUGUGCGGGAUGGUGCAUUCUCAAAGAAACGGGCGGAAGAGUCGUCGGUGCUAACGCUGGAGAGUGGGCCGUAGCGGUUGACAAUAGAACCUACCUCGCCGUUCGCGGUUGUGAAAAUCCUCAAGAGCAGGAACAGUAUAUCAGAGACUUUUGGAAGUGCGUAGAAGGUCGUCUGGAUUAUAAGUAA